UGUGCUCCUGGUUUAACAUCUGGAGAACAUCUGUGAAGCCACUCAGAACUGAUCGUCCACUUUGCUUUGUUUGCAGAUCCUGCAGGAAGCAUCAUGCUGAGACUGGUCGUAGCUCUGUGCGUCCUGGCCGCCGGCUGGGCUCAGGACUGUAGGGUCAGCGACAUCCCGGUCAAGGAGAACUUCGACAAGUACAGAUUCCAGGGAAAGUGGUACGCCGUGGCAAAGAAAGACCCGAGCGGGCUGUUCCUUCUGGAUAACGUGGUCGCCACGUACAAGGUGGAGCCGGACGGCAGGAUGACGGCCAGCGCCGUCGGCAGGGUCGUCAUCCUCAAUAACUGGGAGAUGUGCGCCCACAUGUUCGCCUCGUUCGAUGAGACCGCAGACCCGGCCAAGUCCAAACUGAAGUACUGGGGCGCCGCUUCCUACCUGCAGAGCGGAUACGACGACCACUGGAUCGUGGACACGGACUACGACAACUACGCCGUGCACUACGCCUGCAGGGAGCUGGACGUGGACGGCACCUGCCUGGACGGCUACUCCUUCAUCUUCUCCCGGCACCCGGGCGGCCUGAGGCCCGAGGACGUCAGGACGGUCACGCAGAGGAAGCAGGAGCUGUGCCUCCACGGCAAAUACAGACGGGUCGCACAUAACGGUUUCUGCGACGCUUAAAGCUGCCGUGUUUACCGAGCCGCCACGACGUAAACACGUCUGAACAAAUGUAAAUAAAAUAAAGUCCUCCGAAUGUAAUCCAGUAUUUAGCUUAAACAAAAUCAUAACAUUGUAUGAUGACAUUUUAAUGUACCUGAAUGUUUUUUUUUUUUCAAAUAAAGUGCUCUUACUGAGAA
This is a messenger RNA of Trichomycterus rosablanca, 845 nucleotides long. It is a transcript of the gene rbp4, whose product is annotated as retinol binding protein 4, plasma. Lineage: Eukaryota; Metazoa; Chordata; Actinopteri; Siluriformes; Trichomycteridae. Gene Ontology annotation, molecular function: retinol binding; retinol transmembrane transporter activity. The transcript is spliced from 5 exons. The coding region runs from base 94 to 669 and encodes 191 amino acids. The record is from RefSeq and is a predicted model, not a curated record. Gene Ontology annotation, biological process: retinol transport.